Messenger RNA from Polyodon spathula (Mississippi paddlefish), 3875 nucleotides. RefSeq names its product interleukin-1 receptor type 1-like. Gene Ontology annotation, molecular function: interleukin-1 receptor activity. NCBI's taxonomy places the organism in Eukaryota, Metazoa, Chordata, Actinopteri, Acipenseriformes, Polyodontidae. The record is from RefSeq and is a predicted model, not a curated record. The transcript is spliced from 11 exons. Gene Ontology annotation, biological process: signal transduction. The coding region runs from base 459 to 2090 and encodes 543 amino acids.
UUACAUUUUACAUUCUUGCAUAGCAAAUGUAAGGUACCUUAAAUAAUACUAAGAUUCUUUCAACACUACCGUCAACAAGAAAAUGCUGAUAAUAGCUUGGUUGGUUUUAAAUGUUGUGAAAAUUAACACAAUAUUUUACAAACAGAAAAAUUCGAAAUUACUGCGGCGAUAUAGUUAAUUCUGUGCAAAACCAUUGGCAGACAGACACCUGCUAAACAGCAUGCUGUUUAACAAAAACAGUAACAGUAUAUCGAGGCAUACACAUUACACACCGCGUGUAAUUUCUAAACUAGGUUUUAUGGUCUGUCUCCUCAGACAUGUAUCUAUUAUGUCAACAGAUUCUUUUUUGAAAGGUUUAGUGUCAGAGCUAUGAUGAACAAAGCGGUCAUAUAAGAUAAAGAAGACAAGGAAGAACACUUCGAUUCAUUUCCUGUUCUACAUUUUUGCACUGCAAAACAAUGGAUGCAUCACUCCUUAUCAUUUUCUGCUCCUGUUUUUAUAUGUCCUUCAGUAAAACAGAGAACUGUAUAGAGAUGCGUGGACAAGAAACAUAUGAUGCCAGGGAUGGAGAAGUUGUCAGGCUUGAAUGCCAUAUAUACGAAUUGAGUGAUAAUUAUGAUUUCAACUUGACAUGGUACAAAAAUGACAAUCAAACAAUCGAUGGAAUAGGACAAAAAAUUGUAGAACAGAGAAAUGCACUGUGGUUUUUACCAGCAUCCCUCUCGGACUCUGGAAAUUAUAUAUGUGAAGUAAGAUUCUCAACAUCCUGCUACAAGUUAGAAAUGGGCCUGUCUGUGAGGGCCCAGGGCUUCUAUAUUAAUAACUUGGAUAUAAUGGAAUACUCACAACCUGCUGUUAUCCCUUGCUACAUACUGCAGUAUGUUGUCGAUUUAGACAAGAACCCAGACGUUAAGUGGUUUAAGAACUUUGAACCUAUUCAAGUAAACGGAAAAAAAAUUAAAAGGAUUGAAAAUACGCUUCGCAUAUCGGAUAUGAAUCACAGUGAUGCUGGAAAUUACACCUGUCAAAUAACCUUUACAUACAAGGGGAAAAGGUAUACUACGUCAAGUAAUACUGAGAUAAGACUUGAAGAUCCAAAAGAGCCAUUAACACCACACGUGAUAUAUCCACAAAACGAAACUCUUCAAGUAGAACACGGUUCAGAAAAAAUCUUAACUUGCAGAGUAUUCAUAGGAAUUGGUGAAUACUUAGAGCCAAUCAUAUACUGGACUGUAAAUAAUACACACCCUGAGAUGUACAAUGAAAUUAAACAGCUACCAGGCAUAACGAAAAAGGAAAACGAUACAUAUUAUGCUGAUAUAGAACUGGUAAUUUCAGAAGUGACAUCUGACUUGUAUGAAAUACCCUUCAAAUGUAUUGCUAUAAAUGCAGCUGGAAUAGAUGUUGGACAUUUACGACUGCAGCCAGCAAAAGACAGGAAUUGGCACCUGCUUUUCACUGUGCUUGCACUAUCUGUUCUGGUAAUACUGGGUGUAGUAAUAUAUACGUUUUUCAAGAUUGAUAUUGUCCUUUUCUACCGGGAAAUAUGGAACAGAACCCGAACAGCAAAUGUUUCAGGUGGGAAGCUCUAUGAUGCAUAUGUGAUUUAUCCCAAAAUUGACACAUUGAGUUCAACAAGAAGGGUUGAAACAUUUGCACUGCAGAUACUUCCUGACGUGUUAGAGAAGAGAUAUGGAUACAAAUUGUUUAUCUUUGAAAGAGAUCAAUUACCUGGGGAAGCAGCAGUUCACAACGUUAUUGACGAGACCAUUAGAAAAAGCAAAAGGCUAAUCAUAAUCCUUACUCCUACAUGCUUCUGGGAUGAUCACUGGCAGACCACAUUUGAACAGCAGAUUGGAUUAUACGAUGCUCUGAUACGGGAUGAAAUCAAAGUGAUUCUCAUCGAGAUGGAAAGGGAGAUCAAUUACUCAGAGCUUCCCGAAUCAGUCAGAUAUAUAAAACAAAAGCAAGGAGCCUUAAGGUGGAAAGGACACCGCAAGAAACGUGUGCCACAUAAUGCAAGGUUCUGGAAACAAUUAAGAUAUCGUAUGCCCUGUGAGCGAACCUACACAAGUCCUUUUUUUACCUGAAGUCUGUUGUGACAGAUAGACACAGAUGUGAUUUUAAAUUUUAGUUUCAUUGGUACCAAACUCACUAACCAUCAUUGUUGGAGAGACGCUGUGAGAGGACGGUUUAUCAGAGGCCUGAGAGUGGGGUGGAGACUGCAAAAAAAAAAAAAGAAAAUAUCUUUGACAUAUUUGAAAAUAUCUUUAAUUAGGCUCUGCACAUGGGGGUCUGUGUCAAAUAUUUCAAGGGUGUAGACCAGCCUUGCCCAGGACGCUACGCCACAAGGUGCUAACAAAAAUAAAUGCAGUCCAUUAAUUAAGCACUUGAUUAGGCCAUGCCAUUGACCUGUCCAAUCAGUACCUAAUCACAUCCUUCUACAAUGACAUAAAUUAAGCUCUACAACAGACUAAACAAGAUUGCAUGACCAUGCGGUAAGGCUUGUCUUAAUGCACAGCUGUGACAUCAUAAACCAACACACUUAACUGAUCUAUUAAUAUCACUAUGCCUUAAUAAUAAUUCAUAAGGAGUGCAUUCCACAAAGUAAUCUUGACCUUUUUGGAAGUGUGUGACAGAAAAACCAUCACUGUUUAAAAUAAACAAAAGUUUACCCAUAAGAGGGGUUAAAUGUGUUAUUGUUUUAAGUGUUGAGUGUAUUUUUGUACAAAAUUACAUAGGUUGAGUGUUUACAUAAAAUGAGCAAAAUGUAACCAUUAAACAUUCUGUGUGUUAGUGGGUGGGGUUGAACCGCAUAUAAGCGCAGUGGUUUAGUGGAGGAGAAAGAGAAGGAGCUCAGUUUGUCUGCUCGUUAGGAGCGGUGAGUUGUACAGAAUAAACAUUCUAUUUAUUUACGUAGGCUACCAAUGUUUGAGUGUUUAAUGGUGUCAACUCCUUCACAAAGUGGCUCGUCAGAAUCAACAAAAAACUGUGCAAGUACCUUGAUAUUUCAAACCAAAAACUAGAUGAAAUUGAGGAAAACAAAACUGAAGAGAACACUAGAACACCUUGGCAAUGCAUGUUUUUAACGACUGGCGGAAACAAAAAACAUUAGCCUGGACUUUAAAACUAUGCAUGUUUGCUAGUCUUGUGAUCCUUUGUGCCUUGUUAACAGUUUUAAAAAAAAAUUACAAAAGUGUCCUCCAGGUGCCAAAUCAUUUUACCUUCAUCUCCAGAAUAUAUAUCAAUUUGGUAUUCCCAUGAACCUAUUGGUAUUAAUUACCUUGGAAACUUGAUGUCUCAGAUUUCAUAACAAGCUGGACUUUCAGAACAAUACACAGACCACUCAAUCUGCAGCAGUCUUGUCCAGGUUUACAGUCCAGGGAAAUUAGGAUGGUUACCAGUCAUUGGUUUGAAAACAGCCUCCGAAUUGAGAGAAUUCAGAUUUCUGAAGUCCCAAAUCAAUCAAUACAAAAAUAAAAAUCUGAAUUUUUGCCUAUCACAUGACACUGGCAGUAUUACUAACUUGUAAAUAGACAUGUAAUACUAUUUAAAUGGAGCACAGAGCUUAGCUGAAUUAACUAAGCUACUGUCAUCACAUUCUAAAGUUCCUACUUACCCAUAUAAUGCCUCUUUUCCACUGUAAAACUGAGCCGCGGCGGGGCGUAGAGCCUGGGUUGUUUUUACACAGCAGCCAAGCAGUUCUACUAACGUCACACAAAACACAGUUAUUAUUUAUUGUUGUUGUUUAUUAACUCAGUUUGCUCAAGACGCGCAAACACAUAAUGUUAAAAAGUGAAUAGACCAAUGGUACAGCUGUAUUUUGUAUCACUAUAUUUUGCAAAUAUAUUUAGGAAUGCCUUAUGUAAAUAAGU